This is a messenger RNA of Symbiodinium sp. CCMP2592, 2385 nucleotides long. The record is from the annotation of a GenBank genome assembly. Lineage: Eukaryota; Dinophyceae; Suessiales; Symbiodiniaceae.
AUGCGGCAGGGAAUUGAAGUUGAUGAUGCAGAAGUUGUGUGGCCAGAAUCAGCGAGAGAGAAGGUUGUGGAGAAGAAUUGGCGAUCAGUAUUCCGCGUCCACCUGGAUGAUGUCGAAAAGUUUGGCCUAGAGUACUGCAUCUAUUUUCAGACCCUUCGUGCGUUGUGCGUCAUGUUUCUGGUGCUUUCGCUGCUGGCCGUUCCGGAGCUGCUUUUCUGCUUGCGAGGGAAUGUAUUUAUCCAAGAUGACGUGCUGAGCCGCCUUGGCCGACUGACACUUGGCAACGUGUCGCCAGAGACCACGCUCAACUCAGGACCCUUCAACUUUGGCCUCGGGGACUGUCGAGAUCCUGGGGCUUUGAGUGUAGGCUUACUCUUUGCAUCGCAGCUUGCGAUCGCGCCUCUGGCCCUUGGCAUCCUCAGCCUCUGGUCCUGGCCUCGUCUGGCCAGCCAUCCGGACCUUGCGCUGGAGCCUUCGGCUGCUGACUACUCGCUGCGGGUGCACGGCUUGCCCAACCAAGUAGAUCUGAGCGGGCGAACUCUGGAAGUGGAGCUCCUCUCACACUUCGAAACGGUGCUCCGCGAACGUGGUGCUGACGGACUCUGUUGCGACGUAGUCUUGCGGCGCAAUUUCCGUGGAGCCUUGCAGGCUGCCUUAGACUUGCAGGCCUGGGAGCUGAAAGCCGCCUCCGCCACGCGGCACAGCCCCGGCAGCCGCCGGGCCGCGCGCGCUCUCCAGCACCGCCAGGAGGCCGUUCGGCGGGUGGCAAUGCAGCGCCGUGACGAGAGCGAACGGCCGGUUUGUGGUGCUUUUGUAGUGCUGGGAAGCGAGGAGGAGCGAGACUGGCUGCUGAAACGGUAUCGCUUGGCACAGUUCGCCGUUUGCCGGGCUUUGCAGCCACGCCAUUUGCGGCUGCAGCAGAGAUGGCCUUUGCGACUAUCCGCUGCUCCCGAGCCAUCAGAUAUUGCUUGGUCCUACUUUUCUGAUGCAAGGUGCCUGCCCCCUGCCGCGGUGUGGCAGUGUGCCGUUCGAGUUUCCACCGUGACGUUCUUGCUGGUCUUGUUUCUUCUGGGUUCUGGAGGCUGCCUGCUCAUUUUUUCGGCUACGCUGGGAGUUCCUGGAGAGUCGGCGAUGCAAUGUGAUAUCUGGUCGUCACAGGAUGCCAGCUUAGCUGCCUGGAAUUCAGGCUGCAGCUGCCUCUGCGCCUGUGAUCUCCUAAAAUCGCAGAUUCCGGACACAUCACUGUGCGAACUCCAGGAGGUUGAGUCCUCCCUAGCAGUUUUUGCAUGUGUCGUCCUGGUGGAGAUUCUGCAAGCCAUCGCUUGUUGGGGGUUGAGGUGGCUGAUGCCACUUUGGCGUGCUGCGUAUGCUUCGCAGCUCGAGGCUGCCAAGAUGUUUCUCUUGGCUGCUGCACAGGUGGGUGCACCAUUGUCUCCCGUGUGCGGCCUGCUUGCUCUAAAGUGGCUGUGGUCAGAGCAGCUACUUCAAUUUCAAUUGGGUGCAGCUGGAGCAAAUGGCCUGCGACUGCAGCAAGUUGACAUAUCCUUCUACAAGUAUGCCAUCCCUAUCAUUUUGGUUUGGUGCUGUCUGCGAUGGCUUGUGAUAAUACCUGAUGCAAUUCGUAUAUGCAGAAGAUCACACGCUACCAGUUUCAUGCUCUGGAAGCAGUAUGCUUCUGUGGCAUCGGUGGUGGCCGUAACAAUAGCUUUCCAGCCAUUUGCACCCUGUCUUCCCUGUGUGGGUUUCGUGGGAGCGCUCAUUUGGUACUGGGCCGUCAAGUCCGUCAUUGCGCGAGGUGCAGUGACGGUUCGCUUCGGCACACCAGUGCGUCUUGCGCUCCUGGCGGCACGGCGGUUUGCCGCCUUCCUGUGGGCAUCAAGCUUCUUAGGCUGCUGCUUCGUGGCAUGGGCAGUGUGGCAUCCUUCAGGCACAGAGAUGGAAGGCAUGACGGAAGGACUUUGCGGCCCAGCGUUUCCUGUCUCUGCAUUGGCAAUCAUCUUGCUAGCGCUGCCUCUGUUGCUCUGGCUAUGUCGACGAAUCCUGUGGCUCUUCUGUGGCGUCGGGCCUCCGCCCCGAACCUGGCGACCGCUCGUCCGAAAUCCUCGAACAGAUGGAAGCAGACGAACACAGAAAGCGCCGCGAUCCAGAAUAAACUUCCACGAAGCUUGGCUGGUCAUGCGCCACCGAUCCAUCCUUUCAAGCUACGGCUUAUCUGAUCAUCCAGACUACCAGCCGCUUCUGAAGCUGCUCUUGCCGGACAGACCAGAAGUCACACUGGCAGAAAAGCCCAAGGAGACGGCUUACCUGGGGCGAAGCAUUGACAUGACAUGCAGCCGUGCUGUUGUUCAAGAAUCAGCCCCUCGUCGAGCUCAACUCCCGCCAUAA